AUGGAAGAUUCGAAAACUCAGGAUAUUGACAUUAUAAAUAAUAGCAAUAAUAAUAAUUUUAAUGAUGACAAUGUGUUUAAUCAAUCAUCCAAAAAUGAUACAAUAGAUAUGGAAGAAGAGGCAGUAGGAGCAGAUAUUAAAGUUGAAACUGUUAAAUUCCCGUCGGCACUUAAAUAUCUCUAUGCUUUUGAAGCAUUUGAAAGGUAUGCCUACUUUGGAAUCCGAACGAUUAUGAUGUUAUACAUGAUCAAAUUCUAUGGGUUUAGUGAUCAUCUUGCUACUACUAUUAAUCAUGUUUUCCAAGGAAUAGGUUAUUUUUUACCAGUAAUAUUGGGAGGAUGUAUUGCAGAUGGAAAACUUGGAAGAUAUAAAACACAUUUAAUAUUUUGUUUGGUAUAUUGUAUUGGAUUCAUAUUUCUAAUACUUAGUACUACAACAAUGAUCGUUGGUCAUUCAAAGUCGAGAUGGGCAUUAUAUGUUGGUUUGCUAUUUAUUGCAUUUGGAUCAGGCGGAGUUAAACCAAUCAUACCAACAAUGAUGGGUGACCAAGUAGAAAAAAAGGACAAAUCAAGAAUGGUAGACAAGAUAUACUCUUUAUUCUUUUUUAUCAUUAGUGUUGCCGUUUUAGCCACCACCAUCACUGCUCCACUCAUUCGAAGUUCUGUCAGUUACCAAGUAGCAUUUGCCAUGUGUUUUUCAUCCUUUUUCCUUGCCAUUGCUUCGUUCAUGUCUGGAUCAAAUCAAUUCAAAAAGAGACAAGUCACAAAUUCUGUUUUAUUGACAUCGAUUGGUAUCAUUGGAAAUGGUAUUUCGGAAUCAAUUAAAUAUCUAGUUGGUCGUCCAUCAUCACUCGGUCAUAUAAACUAUCAAGGACAUUGGUUGGAUCGUACCAAAGCCAAAUACCAAGAAAAUGAUGUUGAAUCGGUUAAGCUAUGUUUAAAUGUGUUCACCAUUUUCAUUCCAUUCAUCUUUCAAAGAGCAUUACCAGAGUUGAGUAACACUCGUUGGAUUUUACAAGCAGAAUCAAUGAAUAGACAGUUUGGAAACCAUCUAAUCUCAUCGGAUCAUAUUCAAGCCAUUUCAUGUUUUUUAUUUCUCAUUUCAAUUCCAUUUUGUGAAUAUCUAAUUGAUAGACCACUUAAAAGAAGAGGUAUUAAAUUUAAUCCAUUAAAGAAAAUGGGAGUUGGUAUAUUUAUUAGUAUUUUGGCAUAUAUAAUGUGUAUCAUAUUACAAUUAUAUAUUGACAAGAGACCACCAUAUAGUGUAUCCUUUUUUUUACAAGUCCCACAAUUAUUUGUACUUUCACUGUCAGAGGUAUUCAUAUCGAUUCCAGCAUUACAAUUUGCCUAUGAAAAUUCACCUGCCACUCAUAAAAGUGUUGUCAUGAGUGCAUGGUUGGUUUGUAUAUCUUUGGGUAAUAUGUUUAUUGUUGUGGUCAUUCAAUUGAGCCACUUGAAACAAUGGUUAGAGUAUUUGGAUUUUGUGAUUAUCACUCUUGUUUUUGGAAUCAUUUUUAUUAUAUUGGCAUAUCGAUUCAAACCACCCAAUUCAACUCUUACUCACUAUAAACCAAAUCAAACUAAAAACAACAACAACAAGGAAAAAGAAAAAGAAAAGGAAAAUGAAAAUUAUCAAGUAAAGAAGGAUAAAGUGGUGAUUGAUCAACAAACUCAAAUAGAUAUGGAAAUGGAAAUGAAUACAACAACUAUUCCACUUUAUGAUGAUCAAUAA
Messenger RNA from Cavenderia fasciculata, 1731 nucleotides. RefSeq lists its product as uncharacterized. The record is from RefSeq and is a predicted model, not a curated record. The coding region runs from base 1 to 1731 and encodes 576 amino acids. Lineage: Eukaryota; Evosea; Eumycetozoa; Acytosteliales; Cavenderiaceae. Gene Ontology annotation, molecular function: dipeptide transmembrane transporter activity. The transcript has 3 exons. Gene Ontology annotation, cellular component: membrane. Gene Ontology annotation, biological process: transmembrane transport.